AUAAUGAUAAUAAUAAUAAUAAUAGAUAUUUUCUCGAUGAUUGAAUACGAAGGAUGCAACAAUGCGUUCAUGAGCCCCACAGUGUUCCAGGAACUCAGCGGGAGGAAUACAUACAGGAAAAAAGCAGAGCUACAUGUCUCGUACACAACAAGGAAAUUAACACUUUAAUCCUACUAUAUCACUGUAUGGGAGUGGGUAAGGUAGUCUCCUCGCUGGACUUAUAAGAAAGGAGAUUCCCUCGAGGUGGCCUGCGUCAGGAUGAACGGAAGGCGGAAGAGGGUCCUCCGCACAGCCAGACUAGUAGUCUUGGUGUUGAUCGCUACUCUGCUGGCGGCGAUGGUAGCUGUGUCUGAUCGUCCGUCUCCUAACGGAAGCACCAUUGGGGCGGAUGUGGGCGCCCCAGCGGUGGUGCUAUGGACGAUGAUGCGUUCAGGCUCGCAGAUGUCACAGAGCUUGCUCACAGCCCAGCCUUGUUCCUUCCUGACGGAGGAGCCGCUGCGCCAUCUAGAAAAGCAGGACCUCAACGCUUCCGUCAGCCUGCUGCAAGACCUGUUUGCUUGCCGGGUGUCGGCACACCCAGACUACCUGAAGGAAUGGAUGAACGGAUCGCACAUAAACGACGCACGUGUCAAGAAUCUGUGCCAGGCCUUCCCCAGGCUGUGCUGGGACGGGAGGCUUGUCGAUGCCUUGUGCAAGGCGUCCUGUCUCAAGCUGGUGCGGGUGGUGGCCGAGGGACUUGCCCUGGCCUUGAGUGUCCUGCAAGACAGCUCCUUCAACACACACAUCGUUCACUUGGUGCGAGACCCACGAGGCAUGCUCUCUUCCAGGCGAGACCUUCAGGAGGGAAGGUUCAACAGAUUUUUCAUGAUGUCUAAUGCAACAUUCUUUCGUAAUGACGAGAUGGAAUUGAGUGUUCUAUGCCAACGCUACAGACACGACCUGGCAGUGGCGACACACAUGGCCCGCCACUACUGUGACAGGUACACGCUGGUGCGGUAUGAGGACAUCGCGCGCCAGCCCCACAGGGAGACACGCCGCCUCUACUCCUUCAUGGGCCUGGAGUACACGCCCCUCGUGGCCUCGGUGGUCAGCAAACAGACCCUGGGCUUCUACCACACGGAAGGGAAAGACCAUCCCUUCGCCACCUCCAAAAACUCUAGCAGCAUCGUGUUCGCGUGGCGGAGCCGCCUCUCCUACAGCGAGGUGGAGAGAGUCCAGCAGGAGUGUGGGGACGUGCUGCGUGCCUACGGCUACAGACACUUCACGCGCCGCCAGUACGAGAAGGAGGUAGCCUCGCCCCUGCUGCCUCUUCCGGCGGGCUGGGCCAACCCCAUCCCUGCCAACAGAGAAGACACCUGACAAACAUAGAGGAAAAGACUGAUUUGAGUGUGCAAGUGCUUUGCUGAAGGUACAAAGUUUGUGCUGUGGCAAGGCAACACGGCCUCCCUCGCACUCAGCACUGGUGCAGGCGGCCGCUGUGUUAAACCGAGAGGACAUUAUAUAUCUUUGAUCUCACAACCAAACGUACAAUUAUGAAGGACAAAAAUAAAACAAUAUUGAAUUCUCUACGGAAAUGGCUACUUCAUAAUUCGUAUAUAGUACAGUACAAUGAGUGGUAGUAUCAAAGUUUGCAGAUGAUACUAAGAUAGCAUGUGCAGUACAGGGUGAAAAGGACAAUUACAGAAUACAACGAGACCUGGACAGGCUGAUAGCAUGGGCAGACAGGUGGCA
This is a messenger RNA of Portunus trituberculatus (swimming crab), 1731 nucleotides long. RefSeq names its product carbohydrate sulfotransferase 5-like. Lineage: Eukaryota; Metazoa; Arthropoda; Malacostraca; Decapoda; Portunidae. Gene Ontology annotation, molecular function: N-acetylglucosamine 6-O-sulfotransferase activity. The transcript is spliced from 2 exons. Gene Ontology annotation, biological process: sulfur compound metabolic process; N-acetylglucosamine metabolic process. The record is from RefSeq and is a predicted model, not a curated record. The coding region runs from base 259 to 1359 and encodes 366 amino acids.